AUGGCGACACCGCUAGGACUCGAAACGAAUGCCCAACGUGGUAUCUUCGUCACCUACAUGAGUCUCUGGGUGGCAUAUGGGAUGCUCAAUGAGCUGGCGAAGCGCCAGAGCGUGCGCUUUAAUUCCGCCUGUGCUGUUGUGCUCCAGUCUCUGCUCAAGUUGGCGCUGGCUACUUGCAUGUACCUGACAUCAGAUACGCAAGUGACGCAGCCACUAGCCACUCGCUUUUGUUCGAUGAUGACCCAAGUUCAUGAGAAUCGUAAACUCCUGCUGCUCUACUUCAUCCCGUCGGGGCUCUACGUCAUCUACGAUGUCUUGUCCUACGUGAACUUGCGUGCGUUCGACGCUGCGACGUACUUUCUGCUGCUUCAGUUUCGACUUGUGGUCACGGGUGUCUUGCACCAGAUGAUGUUCAAGAAGCGACUGAAUCGGAACCAGUGGAUUUCCCUGGGCGUGACGACCGUAGGUUGUGCCAUCAAGACAUUGGGCUCGCACGACCCCCUCAAUGGGUCUUCCACCCUGAGUGAUAAUGGCAACAGUCCAACAACACUCAUGGCCUAUGGACUCUUGAUGGUACAGCUACUCAGUAGCACGUUUGCUGGUGUUUACAAUGAAGUUCUUCUGAAGAAACAAGCGUCGAUUCCGGUGAAUCUGCAGAACGUCUUUAUGUACAUUGACUCGAUCGUCUGUACGCUGGCAAUGCUGGCUCUAGGGCUUACAGGGCAAACAGCUUCAGAAGCUCUGACGACGGCCAACUUCAGUGUGCUGUUCUCGCCGUACGUACUACCGAUGGUACUCAUCAUGUCAGGCAUUGGCGUAGUCACGAGUCUCUUUCUCAAACAUUUAGAUUCCAUCCGCAAGGCUAUUGCCAGUUCUCUGGAAUUGGUGGUUCUACCGCUGCUCAGUGCCGUGUUUUUCGGUCAAGAGAUCACUCUAUACACUGCAGCUGCAGUGUGUUUCGUCAGCUUUGGAGUCUACAUGUACUCGCUACCAGUUGAAGCAACAGCUCUGGUAGGAUUGCCCCAGUACACCAAAGUGGCAUCGGGUGACCAAGAUGAAGAACAGACCGACGAGGACGACACAGUUGUUUCUAGCAAGAGUGAGCCCACGUCUCCGGAUGAUAAGCUUGCCUAG
Peronospora matthiolae is the source of this 1134-nucleotide messenger RNA. Lineage: Eukaryota; Oomycota; Peronosporomycetes; Peronosporales; Peronosporaceae. The record is from the annotation of a GenBank genome assembly.